Messenger RNA from Oncorhynchus masou masou (cherry salmon), 4855 nucleotides. Its product is annotated as zinc finger CCCH domain-containing protein 18-like. The transcript has 20 exons. The record is from RefSeq and is a predicted model, not a curated record. Bases 177 to 4010 code for a protein of 1277 amino acids. NCBI's taxonomy places the organism in Eukaryota, Metazoa, Chordata, Actinopteri, Salmoniformes, Salmonidae. Gene Ontology annotation, cellular component: precatalytic spliceosome. Gene Ontology annotation, molecular function: metal ion binding; RNA binding.
UGCAAUGGCCGCUCUCACUGUAUCGUGUAGGUUUUUUUUAUUUCCUCCAGCAUAGCAGAUAAAUAACCAUACCAUUAUUUAUUGUAGAGCCUCAGACAAAGAGGAAGAGAGACGGGGUUGUUCUUAACGCCGCCUGUCUUCAACGAGGUUCAGGUUGGAAAGUGGAUCAUUCUCCAAUGGACACUCCUGAGAGUCCCACCCAGUCUCCUGAAAGCCCCAACCAAUCACCCCAAUCCCCAGAGGAAGAGAGAGCAAUUUCUGACAGUGAGUUCCUGGCAUCCCCCGAGGAGGAGGACAGGCUGCUCUCUGACAGUGAGCUGCUGAAUGAUGAAGACAACGGUGGUUUAGAUGAAGAGGGUGGUGAAGGUGGGGACUCUGAGCUGGAUGAUGACGAAGAUGGGGGGGUAGUUCAGGAGCGUAUCUCUGACCCAGAGGAUGAUGAAGCUGAUGGGGAAGGUGGAAGGGAUAGGCAUACUAUUCUAGAACAGGAGCAGGAGGAGUCAGUGGGGAUGGUGAUGAUGGGACAGGAGCGACAGGAAAGCCAAUCAGAUGAGGAGGAGGACCGGAUCAGCCAAACUCCUAAGUCCCCUGAUUCUGAGCCAGAGCAGGAGAGGUCAUCCCCUUUAGCUGAGGAGAUGUCCAGCCAUGAGAAAGAAGAUGAGAGUGGGGAACCGUCUGUGAAGCUGGCAGUGGAGACAGCAGAAGUAGAUGAUGAAGAGGAGGAAGAGAGACUGAGGAGGAGGAGGGUGGUGGUGAAUCAGAUGAAGGAGGAGUUGUCGUCUGUGUCCAGAGAGCUUGACGAGCAUGAGCUGGACUAUGACGAGGAGGUUCCUGAGGAGCCCAAUGUUCUAGCGCCUGAAGAAGAUGACGAGGUGGAGAAAGGACCCAGAGAAGGGGAUGAGAAAGAGGACAAGAGCAUCAAAAAGAAAGAGAAGAUACCAAUCCUUCCUCCAUCCCCGAAAGACGGUCCACCUAAGAAGCCUGAAGAGUCCAGGGCUCAGGACAGAGGAAGGAGAGAUUCCUUUCGUGACAAAAAGGACGAGGAUGAUGGAGAGAUUGAUGAGGGAGAAAUAGAUGAUGAUGACCUUGAGGAGGGAGAGGUGAAGGACCCCAUGGACAGGAAAGUCAGACCCAGGCCCGUCUGCAGGUUCUUCAUGAAAGGUAACUGCACAUGGAGUAUGAAUUGUAGGUUCAUCCAUCCAGGGGUCAACGACAAGGGCAACUACUCUCUCAUCUCCAAGCCAGACCCCUUCUCUCCCAACGGGGCACCACCUGGAGCACCCCACCCUCUCAUUCCUGGAAGCAACCCCUGGGGUGGACCUGCUGUUGAGGAGCUCCCUCCACCCCCUCCUCCAGUGGAGCCUCCUGUGGAGAGUGCCUGGGAGAGGGGUCUGAGACAUGCCAAAGAGGUGUUGAAAAAAGCUACCAUACGCAAAGAGCAGGAGCCAGACUUUGAGGAGAAGCGCUUUAACGUGACCAUUGGAGAGGAUGAGCGAGACUUUGACAAGGAGAAUGAUUUCUUUAGGGAACGCAGCUACCGCAUCACCAGAGAAAUCAGAGACCCGGGUGACUUGGAGUUCAGAGACCCAGUCUAUCCUAAUGACCCUUAUGCUGAUCCAUACUAUGACUAUGAGAUGGAGGCCUUCUGGAGAGGGGGACAGUAUGAGAACUUCAGAGUGCAGUACACAGAGACCCCUCUGCCCUACCACUACAGUGAGCGUGAACGUGAGCGGGACCCGCGAGAGCGCCAUCGUGACCGUGAGCGGGACCACCGCGAGCGAGAACGCCGGCAGAGAGAACGUGAAAGGGAAAGAGAAAGGGAGCGAGAGAAGGAGAGAAUGCGCAGAAAGGAGGAGUGGGAGAGGGAUCGCAUGAAGCGUGAUGAGAAGGAGAGGCCCGUCAGGGAGCGGCCUCCACGUGAGCCUCGGGAGAAGAAGGAGGGGGAGGACAAGCAGCCUAAAGGUCCCCCCAGGUCCCCCAUCGAUACCAACAUGCCCCCCAAUCGGCCGAUGAUGGAGCCACCUCUCAAAACGGAGCUGAUGCCCAUGUCAAAGCGGCCAGAUGAAUGGAAGGACCCCUGGCGCCGGUCUAAAUCCCCCAGGACACGUCCGGGCAUGUCCGGGUCACCACCGCGGGGCCGCCGGCGUCACCGGCCUUCUGGAUCCUCUGUCUCACUGUCCAACUCCUCUAGGUCUUCGUCCCGCUCUUCCUCCUACACAGGCUCCGGAUCAUCCCGGUCUCGCUCUCGCACCUCGUCCUUCAGCUCGUACUCCAGCCACUCCUCCCAGCACAGCUCCUUCAGCGGCAGCCGCUCCAGGUCCAGAUCGUUCUCCUCGUCUCCCUCUCCGACCCCUUCAGCACAGAGAAACGCCAAGAAUAAAGCAGCGGCCCCACUGGCCCUAGGGCCCAAAGGCAUCCCGUCGAAACCUGGUGCGCCUUCCCCUCCUAGUAGGGAGAAGGCUCCCCCCAAGAAGGCUCCAAGCCCACCACUUCCAGGCCAGCCUGGGAAACCCCCCAAACCCACCCUAGAGGGGGCUAAGCCUGGCAACUCCCGCGAGCCCCGUGAGGGGGGCCGACCCAUGCCGCCUCGGGAGGGGGGUCGACCCAUGCCGCCUCGGGAGGGGGGCCGACCCAUGCCGCCUCGGGAGGGGGGCCGACCCAUGCCGCCUCGGGAGAGGGGCCGACCCAUGCCGCUUCGGGAAGGGGGCCGACCCAUGCCGCCUCGGGAAGGGGGCCGACCCGUGCCUCCUCGGGAGGGGGGCCGACCCGUGCCUCCUCGGGAGGGGGGCCGACCCAUGCCUCCUCGGGAGGGGGGCCGACCCGUGCCUCCACGAGAUGGAGGCCGAGCCAUGCCGCCUCGGGAGGGGGGCCGAGCCAUGCCGCCUCGAGAUGGAGGCCGAGCCAUGCCGCCUCGAGAGGGGGGCCGAGCCAUGCCGCCUCGGGAGGGGGGCCGAGCCAUGCCUCCUCGGGAGGGGGGCCGACCCAUGUCACCUCGGGAGGUGGGCAAACCUCUCAACCUGCGGGAGGGCCGACGGAAGGAGCGGCAGCAGCACAAUCCACCCAGGAGGCAGACGGUCAGUGGCAGUGUGAGUGGCAGUAGUUACUCUGGCUCCAGCUCUCGCUCAAGAUCCCAUUCCUCCUCUGCAACCAUCUCACCUUCCGGGUCCAAGAAGUCCAGGUCUCUGAGUGUGAGCAGUGUGUCUAGCGUGUCCUCGGCCUCCAGCAGCAGCUCUGUGAGGAGCGCUGACUCAGAUGACAUGUACGCCGACCUGGCCAGCCCUGUGUCGUCAGCCAGCUCCCGCUCCCCAACCCCAGGACACCCCCAUGCCCGCAAGGAGAGGGGCCCCCCACGGGACAGGGGCCCCAACAAGGACAAAGGGAAGCCCACUAAGAAAGAUGAGCCCCAUCCUCCCAGGGAGGACCGGAGGAAGAUGGAUCCCUCAGGCCUCCCUCCCAGAAACACUCACGGUCCCAUGCCCAGGUCUGGGCCUGGCAGCAGGGGCCAUGGUCCUGGCGGCCACCCCAUGCACCCGCCGCACGGACCUCCCAUGGGUCCCCCUGGAGGUUACGGCCAGCACAAAGACAUCAAACUCACGCUCCUCAACAAGCAGCAGGCAGAGCGGGGUAACAGGAAGCGAUACAUGCCUUCAGACAAGGACAGGCCGACCUCUCCCCUCAGCAAGAGGAUAGCAAUGUCUCCUGAGAGAGGUCGUGGUGACAGGAGGAUGCCUGGACGGCCCCCACUCUCUCCUAGAAUGGACCGGCCCAGAGGCCAGGGCCCUCGUCCCAUGCCCCCACCGGGAGAAAGAAAACGUCCUUUGUCCCCACCACCCAAGUCGUCUGGGAAAGGUCCAGGGGGGUUGUCAUCGGGCUCAGGCAAGCAGCCCCCAGGCGGCCCGGGCUCAGGCAAGCCUAGCAGCACACUGUCCCGCCGUGAGGAGCUGCUGAAACAGCUCAAAGCUGUGGAGGACGCCAUUGCCCGCAAGAGGGCCAAAAUCCCUGGGAAAUAACCCUCACCCUGCUCUGCCCAAGUCACCCAGGCAACUACAAGCAUCAAGGGACAUAAAAUCACCAAUCCCAUUCAUGACGCCUAGCGUUCUCUGGAGAUUUUAAAAAGGUUUCUGUCCCAAAAUGUAAAGGCUAUUGUGUAAUUGUUCCUCGACAAAAUGGCCACCAAAACAUUUUUGCUUGUUUGCCCUCAGAGAGAGGUUGUCUUGAUGAUUUUACAGUACUGAAGAAAUUUAGUAGCAGGGUGUCAUUGUUGCUCUCUCUUGUCUGUUUAAUAAGAAAGGAGAAUAUUGACAUUGUCUCAAUGAUAAGGUGAAUUUAUAUACUUUUGAUCCACUCUCUCGGUCUGCCCCUUUUACUGUCUCAUAUCUCUCAUGUCUUAUUUUUAUCGAUUUUUUUGUUGUUAUUUUGGGGUUGGAGUUAGUCUUGCCCUGUUCGAUUCUAAAAAUCCUGGAAACCGCUUCUCGGCUCCCAUCUGGUUCUCUGUACAAACAUUUAGCUUCUGUAUUCAUUCAGACUGAGAAACAUUGAACACGCUCAAAGGACCUCUUGUUCAUGGUGGUCACAUCUUAACCAAUUACUUUUCCUCUUCUAGGUCUGUGCAUUGUGUUAUCUUACAGUGUGUAUUUUACAUACUGUUUUCAAUCAUAGUGAGCAUAUGACAAGCACCCCUUUUUUUCUCAAGUGUAUGAUUAUAGAGAACAAAUUGACAAAUUGCUUUUUUUUCUCCAGCUUUUCUCAAGUGAUAAACUGUUUUAUUUGUCCCACAUUUUUAGUUGACACAGGAGUGUAUGUUUGUGCUUUUGUGACAAAAGGCUUCUAAAUAAACUAUUUUGAUAAAGCAAAA